Parathielavia appendiculata is the source of this 540-nucleotide messenger RNA. RefSeq lists its product as uncharacterized. The record is from RefSeq and is a predicted model, not a curated record. Lineage: Eukaryota; Fungi; Ascomycota; Sordariomycetes; Sordariales; Chaetomiaceae. The coding region runs from base 175 to 468 and encodes 97 amino acids. The transcript has a single exon.
UCUGGUUUGACUGCAGCAACAUUGAGAGAUGUGUCUGAUUGCUCCACAGAGUGGAAGAUCAAAGCAUGCUGUUAAAUCGCACCCAGAUGCCAACGGAACAGCAAAGCCAUUUCCCAAAUACGGAGGUAACACAGAUACUUUUGCAGAGCCCUCGAGGGCAUGACGCCGUAAGGCAUGAAGCAAAUGCCCCGACUGUCAUACUUCCUCCAGAGCAACCCUCCAACCGUCAUUUUCGCGCUUCAUUCUUCAUGGUGCCCCUUAACUCCGCUGAACACCAGCCCAAGGGUCAUGAUGAGUCGGCUCAACCCUCGGUCCGACUCCUCCAACAGCACCAUAAUCUUCUGUUCCUCGCCGCUGCUCGGCCUCCUCUCUCUCAUGCCUCUCGCUGUCCGCAGGAACCUCCUCCUCCUCAUCCACAACGUCUCGAUACCCUACCCCAUCACGAUCCCCUUCCGUCCCAGCUUCUAGCAAGGGCCGUCUACCCGCUUCAACCCUCCUCUCUGCGCCCCCAAACCACCUAUUCAAACCCGCCACCCACCC